AUGUAUCGAGAGUCAUCCUACGGUCGUUCCGACAACCACCACUACGACAGCAACCACAACGUCGACAAUCCCGACAACCACACCAUCUACAACGACCACAACGACGGCGCCUAUCGCUACGACGACCAUACCUUAACGCCUGACGAAUCUAGACGGGUACCUCCAGUGUCUAUCUUCAGACCUUAUCUCCAACGUAUACGGUUUGGACCUUAG
Cladophialophora bantiana CBS 173.52 is the source of this 213-nucleotide messenger RNA. RefSeq lists its product as uncharacterized. The record is from RefSeq and is a predicted model, not a curated record. The transcript is spliced from 2 exons. NCBI's taxonomy places the organism in Eukaryota, Fungi, Ascomycota, Eurotiomycetes, Chaetothyriales, Herpotrichiellaceae. The coding region runs from base 1 to 213 and encodes 70 amino acids.